Macaca mulatta (Rhesus monkey) is the source of this 1527-nucleotide messenger RNA. NCBI's taxonomy places the organism in Eukaryota, Metazoa, Chordata, Mammalia, Primates, Cercopithecidae. The record is from RefSeq and is a predicted model, not a curated record.
UGGUGUGAAGCAAAGGCUUUUUAACGGAGAGAGGACUGGUGCCCAUUCCUAGUGGCAGCUUCUGCCACUGGAAGCCUGGUUGGCCAGAAUGUGAUGCUGUGAUGGGGACUGUGUCUGGAUCCCAGCUGUCACAACCUGGCUUCCAGAUCUGAAUUCUAGAGCAGAGGGAGGGAAGGCAGAACACCCCACCAGCACACUCAUGUUUGGAGUCUGGCCCAGAGCAAAGAGCCUGAGUUGCUGUUGGCCAAACGUUGGUCUGUGCUUGUCAGACUGGGCUGAAGACUUCCUCCCUGGGCUAUCCUUCACCUCUUAUGCCAUGGUUUUGGGAAGCACUGUGCUCAGCGGGCUGAACUGCUUCCUGGGUGUGCGACUAGGGUGCCAGCCAGGUCAGGAAUGUCCAGGACUGGAAGAAACGCAGGGGCAGAACAACAGCACAGGCCGAUGAGGAGGCUGCCCCACUGGGAGCUCUGCUGAAGGCUGCAGCCUGUCUGCUGAGAGUCAACCACUGUGCUGAUUCACCAUCUUGUGGUUGAGAACCCAUCAGCAAAUUGGCAGCUCUGCUGAACCCUGGAGCUGCAAAAUAUAGGCCAGGGAACCUCAGCCGGAAGGGAUUUCAGUUAGUGACAGGUUUUCUAUUCUUAUAUGGAACUACAAGGGGCCCAAGAGGACCUGGGCAUUUCCCUCUCUAGUCCCCGGAAGAACCAUGAAACCAGGCCAGGAAGCAAGGCUAAGAGCAGGAGCAGUGUCUGUCUCCAGGGGUUUGUUUGGACUGCUGGAGGAAAGCUGAGGCUCAGAGCAAGUGAACAUCUCACCCAGGGUCACUAACAAGAGCUCAGGGAUUGGAACCCAGGAGAAGAUGCUUCCCUUCUCUUCUCCAAGAGUCCUUUUAGGGCUGGCAAGUUGAUGCAAGCUGCAGCUCAUGCCUUCAGACCAUGCUGGGUCCAAGGAAAUGCAUGGAUCUCCUCCAUUACAAAGUUUGACUCCAAGAGAAGCCCAGAUGUGGCUUCCAGCCCGUCCUACCUGACUGUGCCCCGCCCUUCACCACUUCCUGUCUUCCUGAGACCCAGUGGUAGAGGUGUCUGUGGGGGCUGCUACCUGGGAAAGUCCGCCAGGGGGAGUGCAUGGCAAUCUCUCCUCUCAGAUCCUCUGGGGGUUCCUUUCCCCACCCAAACUAGGCCUGGAGGUUGAUGUCGGUGUGGUGUGGAAGAUGUUGGGGAGAAGCUGCAGGUGCCUUCUUACUAGCUCUUCCUUAAAAUUUGUCUCUCCCUCUCCUUGUUAGUCUGUUUUAUAACUCACACUCCAGCAGGGGGGAAGUAAAGGAGCUUAUCCCGUUCACGGAUCCUAUAACCGGUGGUGUUUAUUACCUUGUAGCUGGUGCAGUGUCCUUUGAGCCUGGCAGUUUGGUUUAGAUUCAAGUGUCUAUUCUUUACAGUCUUUCUGGGGUUGGUAGCAGAGAAAGAGAAAACAGGUAAUUCGAUUACUUAAGUUCUUCGUGUGCAAAAGUUAAAGCCCUACCACAAACGUGUG